Molecule: messenger RNA, 1618 nt
Organism: Neltuma alba
Lineage: Eukaryota; Viridiplantae; Streptophyta; Magnoliopsida; Fabales; Fabaceae
Product: putative S-adenosyl-L-methionine-dependent methyltransferase SCO7813
Exons: 2
Coding region: 193-1278 (361 amino acids)
Biological process (GO): methylation
Molecular function (GO): methyltransferase activity
Source: RefSeq, a predicted model, not a curated record
CCAAAGACAGAAAUGGGAAAAAGGAAAAUGAGUAAGCACUAGUUAUUGUAGUAGUAGCAGUCGUGGACUACAUCGUUACCUUGUCUUUCAUUAAGGCCAAGAAGCUAGCUACGAUUAACGGAUUAAGGCAGGUUCUCAAGCGUAGGUUGUGUGUGGUCCUCUUUUCUUAUCUCUUCUCAUGCUUCUCUACAAAUGCAAUGUAUUAUCUUCAUCAACAACCUCCUGAUCCCCCACAGGCGAGUCAUGUCGGACCAAGUAAACGGGUUGCCUCAGGACUCCAUGUGGCCGGAGCUGAAGCUGCCGGAGUUGUUGCAGAACGACGCCGUUCGACAAGUGCAUGCUACAAUUGAGAAGGAAUGGGAUUUCCUUCAGAGGUCAGCCUGUCAAACAGCGGCCGGAAGGGCUCUGUGGAAGCACGUCGUCCAUGAUCCUCUGGCUGAGUUACUUGCAGGGGAGACUUAUUUGAGAAACCUUCAUGACAAGAUCAAGAAAGAUCAUCUCAAUAAUGCCCGUGAGAUUUCUGGGGUCAUUCUUGCUGUUCGAACACUUUGGUUUGAUUCCAGACUCGAGCUUGCUCUUAAGUCCCCCAAUGGCAGAGAAGCCCAGGUUGUUCUCCUUGGUGCAGGAAUGGACACGAGGGCCUACCGCCUGAGUUGCUUAAAAGACAGUGAUGUGUUUGAAGUUGAUUUUCCUGAAGUCUUACAGUUGAAAGCUACCAUUUUGCGAGCGGCAGAGGAAUCAGCGAAGGACGACGACCAGCAGCAGAUUAUAUGCAGAGCAAAAUCCUUAACGAGAGUAGCAGCCGACAUCAGAGAAGAUGACUGGGUGGAAAAACUUAAAAUCUCAGGUUUCAUACCGGAGAAGAGAACGGUGUGGAUUCUGGAAGGUAUCCUCUACUACCUAACUCAACUCCGCGCCAUGCAAGUGCUAAGGAUCAUAGCUGAAAAAUGCGCGCUAACCCACACAGUGCUAUUGGCAGACUUCAUGAACAAACCAUCAACUAUGCUGUCCAGUUCCACUUUCCAUUUUUACAGCGAUUGGCCUGACCAUCUCCUGCCGUCCAUUGGCUUCGCUCACGUAAAGCUUUCACAAAUAGGCGACCCGGACGCCCAUUUUGGACUAUUGAAUGAUCCACUAAAUCUCUUCAACAAGCUUCUUAGUGUGCCUAGGUCAGUACAAACUCAUCCGGAUGACGGAAGGCCAUGCUGUCGCUUGUAUUUGGUGGAAGCUUCUGGUUCACCAGAUCAAUCAAAUGAAGGGACUUUGACUCAGUCCUGAUAUGAAGAUCUUUGUCGUCAAUUAAGAUCAAAUUUACAGUCUAGAUACAGGGCCCAUUGUUAGCAGCUCGCUAGUGCAGUACCAGGUCAGUGCACAUCACGCUCUGAAUUCUGAUGGCAUAUUCGUGUGCCAUGUAAUGUCGUAUAUUUAUUACUGCGGCACCGCCGUUCCGUCUAUUAUUCCUUUUCAGAUGCGAAAAUAUAGCUCUCGGAAGCCUCUGACCUGAAGAUAUGAAUAUGAUUUUUAGAUUGUUUUUCCACAGAACAAUAUAACUUGCUUUUGCCUUGCUUAUUUUUAUUUUUAAUCUUUUGUUGUUUUUGGUAAAGGUAGCCUUCAUUCA